This is a messenger RNA of Globicephala melas (long-finned pilot whale), 1202 nucleotides long. RefSeq names its product trans-2,3-enoyl-CoA reductase (gene TECR). The record is from RefSeq and is a predicted model, not a curated record. Gene Ontology annotation, biological process: very long-chain fatty acid biosynthetic process. NCBI's taxonomy places the organism in Eukaryota, Metazoa, Chordata, Mammalia, Artiodactyla, Delphinidae. Gene Ontology annotation, molecular function: oxidoreductase activity, acting on the CH-CH group of donors.
CUAGAGGGGCGCGCGCGGCAGGGAGGAGCGGGGCGGACGCGGAGCCGCGGUUAGUCUCGCGGGGAGGUCGUGAGCGUGUGAGGUAGCCCUUGCAGAGUUGCGCGCAGGUAGCUGCAGCAGCAGGAGCAGUAGCCGCCGUGUGAGGGAGCCAUGAAGCACUCUGAGGUGGAGAUUCUGGACGCAAAGACCCGGGAGAAGCUGUGCUUCCUGGACAAGGUGGAGCCCCAAGCCACCAUUGCUGAGAUCAAGAACCUUUUCACCAAGAGCCAUCCACAGUGGUACCCCGCCCGCCAGUCCCUCCGCCUGGACCCCAAGGGCAAGUCCCUGAAGGAUGAGGAUGUUCUGCAGAAGCUGCCCGUGGGCACCACGGCCACCCUCUACUUCCGGGACCUGGGGGCCCAGAUCAGCUGGGUAACGGUCUUCCUGACAGAGUACGCCGGGCCCCUUUUCAUCUAUCUGCUCUUCUACUUUCGGGUGCCCUUCAUCUAUGGCCACAAAUAUGACUUCACGUCCAGUCGGCACACGGUGGUACACCUUGCCUGCAUCUGCCACUCAUUCCAUUACAUCAAGCGCCUGCUGGAGACGCUCUUCGUGCACCGCUUCUCCCACGGCACCAUGCCGUUGCGCAACAUCUUCAAGAACUGCACCUACUACUGGGGCUUCGCCGCGUGGAUGGCCUAUUACAUCAACCACCCUCUCUACACACCGCCAACCUACGGAGCUCAGCAGGUUAAACUGGCGCUCGCCAUCUUUGUGAUCUGCCAGCUCGGCAACUUCUCCAUCCACAUGGCCCUGCGGGACCUGCGGCCAGCUGGGUCUAAGACCAGGAAGAUCCCAUACCCCACCAAGAACCCCUUCACAUGGCUCUUCCUGCUGGUGUCUUGUCCCAAUUACACCUACGAGGUGGGGUCCUGGAUUGGCUUUGCCAUCAUGACACAGUGCCUCCCAGUGGCCCUCUUCUCCCUGGUGGGCUUCACCCAGAUGACCAUCUGGGCCAAGGGCAAGCACCGCAGCUACCUGAAGGAGUUCCGAGACUACCCGCCCCUGCGCAUGCCCAUCAUCCCCUUCCUGCUCUGAAUGGCAUCCCCUCACCCAGGCUCAGCCAGCCAGGCUCGUGUCCCCCCGCCCCAGUGUCAUUCUGGGCGAGGAGUGGGAACCACUGCUCUCCAGCGUCUGGAAUAAAACCUGCCUGCCCAGCUGGA